This is a messenger RNA of Scomber scombrus (Atlantic mackerel), 3567 nucleotides long. RefSeq names its product interferon gamma receptor 1-like (gene ifngr1l). The transcript has 7 exons. The record is from RefSeq and is a predicted model, not a curated record. Bases 97 to 1314 code for a protein of 405 amino acids. Gene Ontology annotation, molecular function: protein binding. NCBI's taxonomy places the organism in Eukaryota, Metazoa, Chordata, Actinopteri, Scombriformes, Scombridae.
CAGUCAGGCAAAAAAAAAAAAAAAAAAGCCAAAGAAACACAGUGUGUUCCUUCGCCACGCAGUCUGCGACACCGAGGGCUUACCGAGAGAGGAGAUAUGGGUUUUGUUUCUAGCAUUUGUGUCUUGGUUUGGAUACGGCUCAUAGCGGCGCAGGUGCCGCCGCCAACCAACGUGACCCUCCACUGCCGGAAUCUGUCGAACAUCCUGGAGUGGACUUACGAGAAACCUCCUCCGGGACUGAAAUUCAGUGUGAACUACAGCUCAUUAGAUGAUCCCCCUUCUGUGCUGUGGGUUGAACCGCCGACUCUGCAAGCCGAUGUGUCAUUUCUGUCCAAUCCAAACACCGACUACUAUCUUGUUGUAACUGCUGUGCUUGGGCAGAAUGAAACCAGUAGCGACGGUAUUGAUUUUAGCUAUUUCAAGGACUCUCAAGCAACACAGAAAUGUUCUUUGGACUUCCCACCAGUUAAUGUCACCACUGCAUCAGAAGAUGUAAUCCUGAUCAGCUUCGAUCAUCCCUGGCUGCUUUACCACAAAAACGUGGCUGAGUGGUCGAGUCCAACGUCUAAGAAGGUGAAAAGGCAUGAAGCAGGAGUCCCUAAUAAAAAGUUGCCCAAAUUUGAAUGCAAGGUGGUCAUCAUCAACCAGUCACAUGACACAACCCAUGACUGCAGCUGUAAGGAGAGUGUGUGUGAGACGAAGUUUCGAGUGGAGGCUAAGCAGGAGACGUACUGUGUAAAGAUGACAGGAGAGCUGAAGAAGAUGCAGGUUGUAGCCAUGGAAGAGUACUGCACCUUGCCAAAUACAACACCUAUCCAUCUCCCAUCGGUUCCAGAUAACACCCUCAUGUAUGUCGGGAUAGGCCUGGCAUCUUUCGUUGCAUUUGCUUUCAUCCUCUACAUGGUGUACAUACAGAAGACCAAAUCCUCAACUUCUCUUCCAUCUUCUAUGUCUGAAUUUAGGCAGGCGAGCCCAUGGACUAUGGGAGUAAACAAAGACCCAAUCCUUGUGCCACAAGUGGAGCCUUCCUCACCCACACCUCUACUGCCAGAAAAAGAAGUGGAUGAAUUAACGCCUGUUGACAUUCCCAAGAACGAAUACGAUGUCCGAAUGCGCAUCGGUGUGUCGACCGAGACAGAUGAAGGAGUGGGUGAUGAGGUAGGGCAGCAGAAGGAUGACUAUAUGCAAGGGACCAACUUGGAUGAAGAUGGCUCAGAGACUGAAACCUACUUUGAAGACCGUUCAAGUUAUGAGAGGCGUCAAAUUGUUGUUGAGUUGGCACCAGGUGAACAGGCAGAGGGCUACCGUGGCUAAAAAAAAAAGGCAGGCUGCUUUUGAGUGCUAUAGCACAUUGAUUAUUUGCACACCGGCCCAUGGCAGGGGAUACAAUGAGGCUCCCACAGUCUCUGCCAUCAUCAACUACUAACUAGUCCUGGUUACAUGUUUCAACUAGUUUAGUUUCACUUGAUGUUACCUUUCAUUGUAUUCAGGUGGCAGAUGAUUUUACUUCAGCGUUAUUGCCAAGUUGAUUUCCCCCAUAGGGUAAUUGUUGUCUAGAAAAUGAACAAAUCAUUGCAUGAAUGCCAGACAUGUUGUUUUGACUGUUGCACUUCUCUUACUUCUUCAAAGUAUAGGCCAAGGUUGUUUACAUUUCAGUUUAUUAUUUUGGAUAAAUUGACAUUGAAAAAAAAAAAAGGUAAUAGUUGCCCUUACUUUUUUUUUGUAACAUUUUUAAAAUACAAAGACUAGACUGUCCCCACCUCUACAUGGCAAAAUAAACACAACAGCUAGAAGAAGAAAGAAAAUAUUGCACUUAGAAAAUGCCCCUUUCUUUAUAAGUACUCAACGGUCGUAACGACUAGAAAAGUCCUACAGUCCAUUUAUCAUUUACUUUUUUAUUGUGCCUUCAUGAAGAGAAAAUGCUUUACUGUAUACUAACCUUGUAUUUACAAGAUCUUUGCCAUUAACCCAAUCAAUUAAAUGCAUUAAUGGUGAUUAAAAUAUGCAAAUUGCUGCCUCUCCAGAAGGAGAGUUGUAGACAAGACAUUAACAAUGGAGUGAUAGAGGAGUAAAAGGGAGGUUAGUUAAAAUACCCAGCGAAUUCACUGGAUAAUACCUGAGUGGUGGAGAAUAGAUGAGGCUCUUGAAAAGCAAGUGAAUCCUUCAAAAGGACUCAAAGACAAGGCAGUUUCAUUUAUGAAGCAAGUUUUAUACAGAGGUUGAGUCAAGAUGCUGCACAGAGAGGUUAAAGCAACAUAACUCAGUUUAUUCAGGCCGUUCUUUUGGUUUUGGUCAAAACUUGCAGCUGAAUUUUGAAUAAGUUGCAGGUGUCUGAUCAAUUUUGCUUUUAUAUGGCUACAAAAACUUAAAAAGAGGGACUGACAUGUCCUUCAUCUCUUGUAAUGCAUUGUAUAAAUAAUAACCAGUUGUAAUAUUUACACAGUUUAUCUUUAAUAUUCAUCUACCAUCGUAUCUGUUAGCAUCUGCAUAUGCACACAAGCAUAACAAUACAGUUACAGAGUGUAGAGGUCAAUAUAUAGUUCACUGCUUUAUACUAUUUCAUGAAUAUUGCAUUCGUCCUCUUGCUUAUUUUACACGACUGUGUAAUUCAGACCCUUGAAUUUCUGAUUGGGGUUGUCGCACCUUAAAGUACAAGUGUGUAAGAUUUUAGUGGUAUAUAGUGGUGAGGUUGCAGAUUGCAACAAACUGAUUGAACCCCCACCCCCCAAUCUCCAAGUUUGUAUAAGUAUUUAUCUUGGCUGUAUAACUCAGGGAAAGGGCUUUUAUAGAGCCAAUGUUUGGUUUGUCCGUUCUGGCAGUGCAACAUGGUGGGCUCCAUGGAAGAAGACCCGCCCCCUAUGUAGAUAUAUAAAGGGCUCAUUCUAAGCCGAUUAUGCAUUAAUCAGUUAACUAAUUAAUUUAUGCCAAGUCUGUUCUGCUAGAUACCACAACAUUCUUCACACUGCACCUUUAAAGUUUCAGUAAAACUUGUAUCCUGCGAUGUACUGUUCUAGAGAGCUGCUUCCCUCCACCCACACUUCCCUGAUCUGCAUUGUUACAUAAGUGGUCGGAGGAUGGAGACGAAAUGAUAAAACUAGACUUCGAGCACGUUCUCUGGAAAUGUGAAAAAAGUUUUGGUUUACAAGCCACGAGCGAGUAGUCCAAGAGUUGCUGUAUACAACAAUGUUUAUACAGGUAUCAUUGAUGUAGAUAUUUGUUUGUGUUAUUAAACUCAUAAAUACACUUGACGCUGAUUUAAAAUGCUUAAAAAACAGGCAAAUGUUGCUUUUACUUGAGUUAUUUCAAAGAAAAUUUCAAAUACCCAAUUACCAGUUGAUUGUUCCUGUGCUCAGAUUUCAAUGUGUGAAAAUUUUACUUAAUGUUAGUUACUGUUUGUAAAAGCAGGUAAUCACUUUUUUUUGGUAUAGUUUUGUUACUGCUAAAGCUGUUCAUUGUCCUGUGUCAACAUCUAUCUGUGCAUCUGUCCCUUAUUACUGUUUUGAUUUUUGUUUAUGUAACAGUUUCAAUAAAAUUCAGUUCAUAUCCUGUUUCAAUCAAUGAUGUGAA